AUGUCUUCUCGACAACUUACUCUCGGCCUCGCCGCCACAUUCACAUCCCUUGUGGCCGCAUCCCCCAUGCCCUGUGACAUCUACGCCGCCGGAGGAACGCCCUGCGUAGCCGCUCACAGCACAACCCGCGCCCUAUACAGCACUUACACCGGCCCUCUCUACCAAGUAACCCGCGGCAGUGACCAGGCGAAAGCCAACAUCACCCCCCUGGCAGGCGGUGUCGCCAACGCCGCCUCCCAAGACUCCUUCUGCGCAGGCACAACCUGUCUCAUCAGCAUUAUCUACGACCAGUCCGGUCGUGGGAACCAUCUUACACAAGCUCCGCCAGGGGGUUUCAGCGGCCCAGAUGUAAAUGGGUAUGAUAACCUGGCUAGUGCGAUCGGCGCUCCAGUUACGUUGAAUGGGCACAAGGCAUAUGGAGUGUUUGUAUCUCCUGGCACGGGGUAUAGGAAUAAUGCUGUCAAUGGGACGGCUAUCGGUGAUGCAGCCGAGGGGAUGUAUGCUGUUCUUGAUGGGAGCCAUUAUAAUGGUGAUUGCUGCUUUGACUAUGGUAAUGCUGAGACUAAUAACCGGGACACUGGUAACGGACACAUGGAAGCUAUUUACUAUGGUGAUAAUACGGUCUGGGGUUCUGGUUCUGGAAGCGGUCCGUGGAUUAUGGCCGACCUGGAGAACGGACUGUUCUCGGGUGCGAAUCCUAAGAAUAACCCUGCCGAUCCGUCUAUUUCUUACCGCUUCGUCACUGCUGUUGUUAAAGGCGAGCCUAAUAAGUGGGCGAUUCGAGGUGCUAAUGCUGCGUCAGGCUCGUUGUCUACUUACUACAAUGGUGUUCGUCCGACCGUCUCUGGCUACAACCCCAUGAGCAAAGAAGGCGCUAUAAUUCUCGGAAUUGGCGGUGACAACAGUCGUGGCGCCCAAGGAACGUUCUACGAAGGUGUCAUGACAUCUGGCUAUCCAUCUGACAGCACGGAAAACUCGGUACAAGCAAAUAUCGUUGCUGCCAAGUACGCCACCACAUCCCUAGUCAGCGGGCCGGGCCUUAAAGUAGGCUCUUCCGUCUCAUUUCGUGCUACAACAGCGUGUUGCACUACACGUUAUCUAGCACACAACACCUCAGCAAUCAAUACACAAGUCGUCUCUUCAUCGUCAAGUACGGCCCUCAAGAAACAGGCUAGUUGGACGGUUCGCACUGGCCUUGGAAAUAACGCCUGUUUCUCCUUUGAAUCCGUUGAUACCCCCGGCAGUUAUAUUAGACACUACAACUUUCAACUGGUACUCAACGCCAAUGACGGGAGUAAACAGUUCCACGAAGACGCAACCUUUUGUCCACAGGCUGGUCUCAACGGCCAGGGCAAUUCCAUUCGAUCAUGGAGUUAUCCCACCCGCUACUUCCGCCACUAUUCCAACGUUUUAUAUGCAGCGAGCAACGGUGGGGUUGAGACGUUUGAUGCUCAGACUUCUUUCAAUGACGAUGUGAGCUGGGUUGUUGGCGCUGGCUUCGCCUAG
Messenger RNA from Pochonia chlamydosporia 170, 1506 nucleotides. RefSeq names its product alpha-N-arabinofuranosidase precursor. Lineage: Eukaryota; Fungi; Ascomycota; Sordariomycetes; Hypocreales; Clavicipitaceae. Gene Ontology annotation, molecular function: alpha-L-arabinofuranosidase activity. Gene Ontology annotation, biological process: pectin catabolic process; L-arabinose metabolic process; arabinan metabolic process. The transcript has a single exon. The coding region runs from base 1 to 1506 and encodes 501 amino acids. The record is from RefSeq and is a predicted model, not a curated record.